This is a messenger RNA of Didymodactylos carnosus, 1893 nucleotides long. The record is from the annotation of a GenBank genome assembly. Lineage: Eukaryota; Metazoa; Rotifera; Eurotatoria; Philodinida; Philodinidae.
AUGACAACGUAUGAGAUUACUGGUGAUCAAUUAAUUAGUAUAUUCGCUAAUCGCAAGAGUCUCGAUGGGUUCGAAUCAUUACAGAGCAAGAUCGAAUUGAUUAUUAUUAAUAAAAUAUUACCGACUUGUGCUGGUGGAUCUGAAGAACAGUUUAAAAGUGCUCGUCAGGAUUUACAAGUCUUACUUAAAAAUGGUUGGCGAUUGGGCAAAGUUAUCGAUUUAUUAUACAGCAUCAAAGUGCAUCGAGAUGAAUUCGAUAGUUCAUCUCAAUUUUUUCGAUCUUUAAAAAUUCUAGUUGAUUACAAAAUGAAUGAAAAUGCUCUAAACUCCUUAAAAGAGAUCUUUUCUCAUGAAAAUAUCCAAUCAUGGUUAGCGAAUGUUCAUAACUUAGCCAUUGAACAUCAUUUCGGUUCAAUUAGUUCCGAGAAAAAUUUAUUAACUCUAUUAGCUGAAAUCAAACAAGUCAGUCCAGAUAUAGAGGUCAUUAGAUUCGAAGAAAUGUUCGCUCAAAUUGAUCAAGCCUACGAAAAAGACUCAUCCCAUUUUCCACAAAAUGAACUGAUCAAAAACUGGAGUAUCAGCAAAAUCCAAGUUUGGGUCAUUCAAGUUUUAAAAUUUCAAUCAGCUAAUUCUAAUCGAUUUCCUUUAUUUGAAAUUCUUGCUGUAAUCAAACGUGCUGUCUACCUCGAUUCCCAUUUUGAACCACGACCGAUCCAAAUCUUAGCUGUUCUCUUUAUACUCGAUCGCAAUGAUCAAGGAGGACGUUUGUUACAGAUCUUAACAGGUGAAGGCAAAUCGACCGUUGUUUCUAUCUUAGCUGUAAUCAAAGCCCUACAGAGUCAACACGUUGACAUUGUCACAAGUGCAAUGACUUUAGCAAAACGAGAUGCUCAUGAACGUGAAAAGUUCUAUAAAUAUUUCGAAAUACAAGUUUCGCAUAAUAAUGAUGAGACUAGUUACGUUUUUGGACCGAAGACCUGUUAUGCAGCUAAUGUCGUCUAUGGUACUUCCAGUCAAUUCCAAUUCGAUUUACUUCGUCAUGAUUUUAGUCUACUCUAUACACGCACGAUUGAUAAAAGUACUGGUGCAGCUCGUCCUCAUGACGUGAUUAUUAUUGAUGAAGUCGAUAGUAUGCUCCUUGAUGAAAAUAAUACCAUCGCUCGUUUAGCUGAUCAAUCACCUGGCAUGGAAUGGCUCAAAUCAUCACUUUAUGGUAUUUGGCGAACGGUUGAAGCUGAUCCUGAUGUUGUAUCUAAUCGAGAUUUAAUUGUCAAAAAUCUCAAAGAAUUUUUUCUCGAUUCAAAAAAAGUCACAGAUCAAAAUUCCUACACAUUUACAUCGCUUUUUGAAUAUCGUCUCGAUCAUCACUACAUGAUCAAACCCGAUGAAACACGUACGAAACGAAUUAUGCCAAUUGAUUUUUCCAAUACAGGUGUCAUUCAAGCUGAUACAACAUGGAGUGAUGGUCUUCAUCAAUUUCUCCAAAUCAAACAUGGUCUUAAAAUGACUCCCUUGACUGUUACCACGAAUUAUCUCUCCAAUGUCGGAUUAUUCACUCGUUAUGGUAAUCAAAUUUAUGGCUUAACAGAAAGUCAAUACAAAGUGAGCACAACGAUCGGUGAAAUUGUUCAACAAUUAAUGAUUGAACAAUGGAAUGAUCAAAUAUUCCAUGAUCAAUAUUAUUCUACAUGUCAAUUAAUUGAAUGUACUUUUACAUAUCAGAAACAAGCUGAGUUAAUCUAUACGAUAACCACCAUUAUUGGCUUAUUAGGUGGAGUUACAACUGUUUUAAAGUUAUUAAUACCAUCGCUCGUUUCAUUUCGUAGACGAAAAAAAGAUCUAGGAGCAGCGACAGAUACAACAUCGCCAUCUCCACAAAGUAAGCCAUGUUAA